This is a messenger RNA of Rhipicephalus microplus (southern cattle tick), 1332 nucleotides long. RefSeq lists its product as uncharacterized. Lineage: Eukaryota; Metazoa; Arthropoda; Arachnida; Ixodida; Ixodidae. The record is from RefSeq and is a predicted model, not a curated record. Gene Ontology annotation, molecular function: protein binding.
GAGCAGUCAUUGGCGCUCACUCUGCAGGAGGACGACAGAGAACUCACAUCAGUCCCACAGUUUCCUGCACGUGAAAGCCAUGCUCUCUCUCGGGCGGGUGGUCCUUUGGGCUCUGUUGGUGUGCGUCGUUGCUGCCACGCCGGUGUGCAUUGAGUCCGGGACAUCACGAGUCACGUACACCUGCUCUGGCUUCACGAGCCAUGCCCACUUCGAUGAGUUCCUUCGUCGCGAAUUCACGCCGGAUCGCUACUCGCGCGUUCAGUUUCUUCUCCACGACAGCAAUCUCGACUAUUUACCGCCAAGAGCAUUCGAUGGUACAAUGGCUUCGGUAGUCGAGUUUCGUAAUGUCCGAGUGCACGGCCACACUCCGACGUCCGACGACCACCCAUUCACCGGCGUGACAUCGUGGCUCAAGAAGGUGAUUUUCAGCGAUGGCAGCACGGUGCCACCAUCUUGGGGACUAUUAGCUCCACUGACAAAGCUCGAAGAAGUUAUCCUCUUGAACAUGCACUACGUGAACCUCUCCAACAGCUUUAAUGAACUCCCGAAGAGCGUAAAACGUGUGCGCGUCCUCAACUCUACAAUCCUCGGCGUAGAUCCUCAUUGGCUUGCAGGUCUGGAAAACCUCGAGGAGCUCCACGUCGAGAACAGCAACAUCAACUUUUUUUCUAGCACAAUGCUGCCUAGGCCAGCCCACAACCUCACUUCAUUGACGCUCAGGAAUGCCAACUUGACAUCUCUGCCUGUGGACCUGACAGAUGAGGCGCCCCUGCUGACUACGCUAAACCUUCAGCACAACGCCAUUAAAAACUUUGAAGCGGAAAGUUUCACUCCUCUGCUCGCACGGAGUACCGAUGCAGCAGCCUUCUUGGAUGAAAACCCUCUAGACUGCGACUGUCACGCACGCUUCCUCAACCAGAUUCCCGCCAGCUGGACGGCACCGCCCUGUUCAACACCAGAGCGACUAAGAGGGCGCCUGGUCAAGAACAUCGGCAUCUCGCAGCUCAUUUGCGCUCCUGCCAGCAGGCGCCGCUAACAAAGAGGAAAACGAGACCCCAUAACUAAUAGAAUUUCUCAUUUGUAUUCAAAGAUUUCACAAUUGUGAGCAUUGUGCUCUAAUAAAAUUAAUUCGAACAUUUUAGCAUGGGUAGGGUGAUCCUUGCAGCAAAAAAAAAAUAAAAAAUAAACUUACGAUAGUGUUGUCACUUAUUAUCGUCGUCAGACUCAUUUUAUGGCCACCUAGUGCUUAUAGUCUGACUGCAUCGAAAAGAGGCCUGUAUUGUGAUUUGAAUGGCAGCGAAGAGGUAAAUAAAGAAAGCUGCAAGAAAAGAC